Molecule: messenger RNA, 2991 nt
Organism: Myxocyprinus asiaticus (Chinese sucker)
Lineage: Eukaryota; Metazoa; Chordata; Actinopteri; Cypriniformes; Catostomidae
Product: cystathionine beta-synthase-like protein
Exons: 15
Coding region: 143-1963 (606 amino acids)
Cellular component (GO): cytoplasm
Molecular function (GO): cysteine synthase activity; cystathionine beta-synthase activity
Source: RefSeq, a predicted model, not a curated record
CUUCACGAUUGGACGCCUGUUUGCCUCUUUAACGCAAGUGAGGAACUGGAAAGCCGACUUCUUUUCACAUAAGGACAGUUCAUCUGUGUAAUCGGACCUCACUGACUUGCGACUUCUACACUAUCUGAUACGCAGGUAAGACAUGCCAUCAGUACCAUCUAGUUCAGAGACAGCUGGGAAUGAGCCCAUCUGCCCACAUGCUGCAAAGGUCCUCAAGAAUGGGGACUCCACCAAUGGAAAACCUGUGAUCAACAGUGAUGGCAAACUGAAAGAAGAAGCAAUCUUGAAUGGCAAGACUGGAUAUAAUAGCUCCCAUAUGAAUGAAACAAAUGGUCAUAAUGUAAAGAGCAUGAACGAAGAGCAUAUGGAGAACGGACCUGAGGUCACCAUGGAGAGGAAAUGGAUUCGCCCAGAUUUGCCCAGCAGAUGCACUUGGAAACUCGGUGACCCAAACACAGAGUCGCCCCACAACCAUUACCAACGGAAAAAGACCCCCAGUAUCCUUCCCAACAUUCUGAGUAUGAUUGGAGAGACCCCACUGGUCCGCAUGAACAAGAUUCCCAAAAUGUUUGGCCUCAAGUGUGAGCUCUUGGCUAAAUGUGAGUUCUUCAAUGCCGGCGGCAGCGUGAAGGACAGAAUCAGUCUGCGCAUGAUAGAGGAUGCUGAGAGAGAUGGCUUACUUAAACCUGGAGACACCAUCAUUGAGCCCACAUCAGGAAACACAGGUAUUGGCCUUGCCCUGGCAGCGGCAGUCAAAGGUUAUCGCUGCAUCAUUGUCAUGCCUGAGAAGAUGAGUAUGGAAAAGGUGGAUGUUCUCCGAGCUCUUGGUGCUGAGAUUGUUCGAACCCCUACCUCAGCCCACUUUGAUUCUCCUGAGUCUCAUGUCGGUGUGGCUUGGCGUUUAAAGAAUGAGAUUCCUAAUGCUCACAUUCUGGACCAGUACCGCAAUCCCAGUAACCCUCUGGCUCACUACGACACAACUGCAGAAGAGAUUCUGGAGCAGUGUGAUGGUAAAGUAGACAUGCUGGUGGCUGGAGCCGGCACUGGUGGCACCAUCACUGGCAUCGCUCGCAAGCUGAAAGAGAAAUGCAGUAAUAUCAAGAUUGUUGGAGUGGACCCUGAGGGCUCUAUACUUGCUGAGCCAGAGGAGCUUAAUAAGACUGAUAUAACUCAGUAUGAGGUGGAGGGCAUCGGUUAUGACUUCAUCCCCACUGUCCUGGACCGAUCUUUGAUCGAUAUUUGGUACAAGUCCAAUGAUGACGAGUCUUUUGCCAUGUCUCGAAUGCUUAUCAGAGAGGAGGGGCUUCUCUCAGGUGGCAGUUCAGGCACAGCCAUAUCUGCUGCGGUGCACGUAGCCAAAGAGCUGAAAGAAGGCCAGCGCUGUGUGGUGAUCCUGCCCGACUCCAUCCGCAACUACAUGUCUAAAUUUCUUAGCGAUAAGUGGAUGUGUGAAAAAGGUUUCCUGCGAGAGGAGGAUCUUGUUGUCAACAAGCCAUGGUGGUGGAACUUAACUCUGCAGGAACUUCGGCUCUCUGCCCCUCUCACUGUGCUCCCUUCUGUGUCCAUUAAGAAGACCAUUCAGAUUCUGAAAGUGAAGGCUUUUGACCAAGCACCUGUGGUGGACGAGGCCGGGCAGAUUCUGGGUAUGGUCACGUUGGGGAACAUGCUCUCUUCUGUUCUGGCUGGGAAAGUCAGGCCAUCUGAUGCUAUAAGUAAAGUUCUCUACAAACAGUUUAAACAGGUGCAUCUAACUGAUAACCUGGGCAAACUCUCCCGUAUCCUUGAGACAGACCAUUUCGCCCUUGUUGUGCAUGAACAGAUUCAGUACAUGAGUGAUGGAUCCCCCAAGAUGAGGCAGAUGGUGUUUGGGGUUGUGACAGCCAUUGACCUGCUGAACUACGUGGCUACACGUGAGAGGAGGGAACGCUCUCUGUCUGAGUGCUCUCUGUCUGAAGAGCUGUGAACGACCAAACAUGGAGUGUUGCUUUUUCUAUAUAUAUAUAUAUAUAUAAUUUCUUAAAGUAGCAUGCUCAAUCAUAAAUAAGAACUAUGCUUUUUUUCUCUGUAAGAGCCAAUCAACAUAGUUUUACAGGUCAUUUGACAGAUUUUGUACUCCGUCUCUUGAUAGAUCUCAUUCUUCUUUGGUCCUCAUGUGCAUUCUUUUGUUAAAUGCCAUAAUGAAGUAAUCUCACAAUUCAAUGAACCACUAUUUGCAGAUUUGUUUUAUUUUGAUUUUCUCAAGAUUUGUAUAUUUAAAUUAUUAUGUAUUUUAUUCUUCCAACAAUUCUGCAUGCAGUAUAGUUUGGGAUUUAGUUUAGCUGAAGUAUUUGUGAUGGGGCUGCAUUCAGGCUCUUUCUAAUCUAGAUGUAUAUUGCCUCCUAGUGACUGCAGUAGUUUCCAACAGACAGUGAUUAAAUUUCACCAUUCAUGUUCUGCUUCUUAGCACAGUGAUCUCUGCAGUGUGUAGGAAGUUUGCAGGCAUGAUUAACAAUGACUGACAAAGCAAAUAAAAGGUGAGUAUUGCAAACCAAACUGCACCCAGGCAGGGAGACUUGGUGAUUUUUCUUGUACUGAAACAAGAUUUCAAAGAUAUGAUGCUGAAUGUAAAUAAAUAAUAGGGUGGUAUGGACUUGCCAGUACAGCGGUUUAAACAGACCACUCUGGCUUGAGCAAAAAAAAAAAAAAAACAUUCUAUCAUUCUGACCUCCUGUUAAGAAAAACUGCAACUUGUAGAGACUGGAUAAUAUUCUUUGUUAAAGAGUAAAGAAAAAUGACUGUGUGUAUAUAGGAAUAUGUGAAUUAAAUGAAUGUAAGUGAGGGUGCAUUAGGUAGCUCUCAUGUUUACGGUUUCAGUUAAUGCUGCUGGAGGUCUCUCACUCAGAAUGUAUGUGUCUCUUCUGUUAUGUUGUUUAGCAUAAGUUGAUUUAGCUUUUUCUUGAAUCUGGUUACUGUAAUAAGUACUGGCUACAAAUAAAGGCUUUAUUUCCUGAA